AUGACUGACGUCUGGAGAUCUGUAGGAAAUUAUUGGUGUAAAUAUUGUAAAACGUUUGUCCGUAAUGAUGCAUUUUCACGGAAGAAACAUGAAGCAUCAGAUCGUCAUCAAGGCUCUUUAAAGCGUUUUUUACGUGAUUUAGACAAAAAAAAUGAAAAAGAAGAAAGAGAAAAAAGAGCAACACAAAGAGAGCUUGAUAGGAUUGCUGGAGUAACAGGCUUGUCUACACGGUCUAUUUCUGUUGUUUCUCCAAAAAAAGUGGCGAAAACUCCACUUCAGAAGACUAAACCUGUAGCUCGUAAGACAGAAGCACCUUUUGUAGAUAUCAAAGCAACAGUUGGCAUACCAGGUCCCUGGGAAGUUGUUUCUCCGUCAGAGACAGAGAAGAAGAUGAAUAGCACAUUGGAAGUGUCAGAAAAUAGAGUAGAGGAUUCACUUACAUCCAUAAAUAUAGUAGAAAAACCUAUGUUAACACAACCUCGGUUAAAAGAAGAUUAUGAAGAUUUAAGGUCAUUUAAAAUCGAAGAAAAAAUAUUCCCUUCAGAAACAGAAUGCGAGCUAGAAGAAACAUCUACAACUGACUUUUUCAAGAAACGGAAAUUUAAAAUAGGAAAAAACAUCAGGAAAAAAUAA
Pneumocystis jirovecii RU7 is the source of this 633-nucleotide messenger RNA. RefSeq lists its product as uncharacterized. Gene Ontology annotation, molecular function: RNA binding; zinc ion binding. The record is from RefSeq and is a predicted model, not a curated record. Bases 1 to 633 code for a protein of 210 amino acids. The transcript has 3 exons. Gene Ontology annotation, cellular component: precatalytic spliceosome; nucleus. Gene Ontology annotation, biological process: mRNA splicing, via spliceosome. Lineage: Eukaryota; Fungi; Ascomycota; Pneumocystomycetes; Pneumocystales; Pneumocystaceae.